GAACUUUUCCAUGUACACUAAAUCAAUCUGUAUAAUGCACAAUACUCUCGUUUAGAUAUAUUUGAAGUAAAAUACCGGAAGUUCGUGGAGCGAUUCUUGUUACGCAUUUUCUUGUUCGACGUUAGUAAUAAGAUCUAAUGGAUUGAGUGAUCUAAGAAUAUUUCUGUUUAUGUAACGUAUAAAGGUAUAUAAGAAACUGUCCCAACAAAAACGUCGAAAGAUAUCACAAUGUCACUGAUUACAACGUUCUUCGUCUCUCUGUUUCUAUAUAUACCUUUUAAUACAGCUGAGUUAUCAGGCUUACAACUGGGUAAUCGGCCAUCGAUUCAAAAUUUUCAAGACCACCAUCCCGAAGAAAGUUUCCUGGAGAUUCUUUUGAAUCCGACGACGAUCGUUGACGAUCGUGCGACGAUCGGCAAUGUGCUCGAUUUGGAGUUUAAAGCGGAGGAUGUAAAUUAUGAGCUUUAUACGAAGGACAACAAAGAGCAAUCUGUAUCUCUACGAGUGGGUAAUGCUGCUCUAUUGAAGGAUUCACCAUUUAAUCCUGCAUGGCCAACCAAGAUCAUUAUUCAUGGAUGGACAGAAAGCGGAAAUGCGUUUUGGGUACACGAUAUUCGGCGAAAUUAUCUUAGCGUUGGGGAUUAUAAUGUAAUUUGCGUAGAUUGGUUCGCUGGUUCGACUAAAGAAUAUCUAACGGCUGUCAAACUUAUUCAUCAGGUGGGAGAAUACGUGGCUGCGUUUAUCGAAUUUCUCGGAUCGGAGACUCAAGUUGAUUACAAUAACGUUCACAUUUUGGGUCAUAGCUUGGGUGCUCAUGUGGCCGGAUACGUCGGUAAUUAUAUGCCGAAGAAACUCGGUCGAAUCACCGGACUCGAUCCGGCUGGGCCGGCAUUUGAGAUGCCGUAUCUUAAAGAUACAGAGGAGCGACUGGAUGCCGCGGACGCCAAUUUUGUGGAUAUUAUUCACACUUGUGCCGGCAGUUUAGGCUUCCUCAGACCCAUUGGCCACGCGGAUUUUUACCCGAACGGCGGAACGUUUAGGCAACCCGGAUGCCCCGUAUUUUCAUCCCAAGCCUGCAGCCACGGUAGGUCACACCAGUUUUUUGCCGAGUCCAUCGUGCAUCCUGAUGGGUUUGUUGCCGUGCAAUGCUCCAACUGGAUGGAUUUCCAGCUUGGUAAAUGCGACAAUAAUAAUUCUAACACCGCCGUCAUGGGCGAAUCUAUCAACCCUGAUACUCAAGGUAUUUUUUAUUUACUAACCAAUGCACAGCCACCGUUUGGAAAGGGCAAGAUGAAAUAAACCAUGAUGGAAAUAGAUAUAUAACUUCGAUAUCUACACUUAUAAGACGUAUAUAUGUAUUUCAUUACAAUUAGCGAUAUCGCAAGAAAACAUAUAAACGUAGAAAGUACUUUACUUUAUAUGAUGUCUCUAUCACACAUUACGAUAUAAAAUA
Messenger RNA from Temnothorax curvispinosus, 1453 nucleotides. Its product is annotated as pancreatic lipase-related protein 2-like. The transcript has 4 exons. Gene Ontology annotation, molecular function: lipase activity. Lineage: Eukaryota; Metazoa; Arthropoda; Insecta; Hymenoptera; Formicidae. Gene Ontology annotation, biological process: lipid metabolic process. The record is from RefSeq and is a predicted model, not a curated record. The coding region runs from base 229 to 1299 and encodes 356 amino acids.